Molecule: messenger RNA, 312 nt
Organism: Bipolaris victoriae FI3
Lineage: Eukaryota; Fungi; Ascomycota; Dothideomycetes; Pleosporales; Pleosporaceae
Exons: 1
Source: RefSeq, a predicted model, not a curated record
ACCCGCCGAUCGCCCCGCCCGCCCACUACUACCCGCCCUGCGCCUCUCUACUCCACUUCCCUUCCCUUACCUCCACCACCCGCACUCUCCCUAUUCACCCACCCUAACAAGAUUCUUAACACAUUGUUUCAAAACAUUAUUGCUGCAUCGCCGCGACAAAUAGUAACACACACUACACUUUACCACGCUCAACCAACAUUCCUAAUCAAUACACGAGAAAACGUACGCAUGGGCCACACCACCCCAUCCUCACCACCCAAUCUCCCCAAACCAAGACCGAUGCGCAAAACCAGCUCGACUUGGGCAAUAUAA